Sphaerulina musiva SO2202 is the source of this 2468-nucleotide messenger RNA. Its product is annotated as plastidic glucose transporter 4. The transcript is spliced from 3 exons. Bases 278 to 2248 code for a protein of 656 amino acids. NCBI's taxonomy places the organism in Eukaryota, Fungi, Ascomycota, Dothideomycetes, Mycosphaerellales, Mycosphaerellaceae. Gene Ontology annotation, molecular function: myo-inositol:proton symporter activity. Gene Ontology annotation, biological process: transmembrane transport. The record is from RefSeq and is a predicted model, not a curated record. Gene Ontology annotation, cellular component: membrane.
GCCAUGGACCACUCCCAAGACCUCUUGUCAAUUCUUCUAUUGCAAUGGCACACGUCUGCCAACGGGCUCUGGGCACGCGAGGGAAGCUGUUCUUCGUGGCGGUGGCGCGCGAAACCAGCGCUGUCCUUGCGGUGUAGGAGGUAGCAUGCGCGGGCGUGGAGCGCGUUGGGAAAUAAGUAUUCGUCCUUUUCGUCCUUGUCGUUUCUGGAAUCUGCUGUAGAUAUUGAUUCCAUUGCAACCGUGUUGAUUGCGCAUUCACUCAUACUAGCAGAGGGCCAUGGCAGACAUACGGAAAGACGAGGAGGCUGCCAGCCACAUCGAACCUGUGAAGAGACACUCGAUAUCACAUGCCUCAUCGUCCUCUGGCAAUCAUGAUCCCUCAGAGAAGGCGAAUACUGGCCCAGAAGGUGUCACUGCUGCUGCAAAACUCCGCAACCCUCUCACUGGCAUGACCGAGGAGGAGGUCAUUCAAGAUGUAGAUGCCUUCGUCGACAGUAAAGGACUGGAGAAAUCCCGAGACGCAUUCCGCAAAGGAGCGCUUCUCGCACGUGUUAAUCAACGCUCGCCCGAGACUGGCUUCCUGCAGAUAUCUGCAUUGUCUGCAGAGGAGAAGGGCUGGCUACAAGAUGAAGUGAAUCACAGAUGGCGACAGCCCUUCAUGCUGUAUUUCCUCGUGGUACUCUGUGCCGGCUCUGCUAUUGUACAAGGAAUGGACCAGACGGCUGUGAACGGUGCUCAGCAAUUCUACUUUCGGACUUUCAACAUUGGCGAGGAUGAAGUAUGGCGGCGUGGACUACUGAACGGCGCUCCAUACCUCUGCUCCACGCUCAUCGGCUGUUGGACCAACGUACCUCUCAACAAGUUCUUCGGUCGACGAGGAACGAUCUUCAUAUCCUGUUUCAUCUCUUUCGUGGCCGGCAUUUGGAUGGCCGCUGCCGACACCUGGUACAACCUGCUCAUUGCCCGAUUUGCCCUAGGUUUUGCUGUCGGUGCCAAGUCCAGUACCACGCCCGUCUACGCGGCUGAGUCCGCGCCCAAGAACAUUCGAGGUGCGCUCACCAUGAUGUGGCAAAUGUGGACUGCCUUUGGUAUCAUGCUCGGUUUCGUGGCAUCCGUAGCGUUCCAAGGCACCGACUUCCUCGGCGUGGACACUCAAUGGCGAUGGAUGCUGGCUUCGACCUCGAUCCCACCGCUGCUGGUCAUGAUUCAGGUGUACUUGUGCCCCGAAAGUCCUCGCUGGUACAUGGAGAAGGGAAAGUUCGACAAGGCAUAUGACGCUCUCAAGCGUCUACGAUCGCACGAGAUUCAAGCAGCGAGAGAUAUGUACUAUGCAUACAUGCUGCUCAAAGUCGAGGCUGCUGAGCGCGAGGGCAAGAAUCUGUGGAAAGAGUUCUUCUUUGUCCGACGCAAUCGUCGCGCAGCUCAGAGCUCGUUUUUCGUCAUGUUCAUGCAGCAAUUCUGUGGUGUCAAUGUCAUUGCAUACUACUCUACUCAAAUAUUUAUGGAUGGCGGGUUUACCGAACCGCAGGCACUACUUGUUUCACUGGGCACGGGUAUCGUGAACUGGUUGUUCGCAAUUCCUGCCAUCUAUACAAUUGACACUUUCGGGCGCCGCAACCUGUUAUUGACGACAUUCCCACUCAUGGCCAUCUGCCUCUUCUGGUGUGGCUUUUCCUUUCUCAUUCCCGACACACCCAGCACCGAUCCCGCCGCCGGCGCGGACGGGCUCAUCACCGGUCCUGGCAAGCUAGGCAGUAUCGCGGCCUCGAUCUAUCUAUUCAUGGUAUUCUACAGUCCCGGCAUGGGUCCCGUACCCUUCACAUACAGCGCCGAAGCAUUUCCCCUGUACAUCCGUGACGUGGGCAUGAGCUUCGCGACAGCAACCACCUGGGGCUUCAACUUCAUAAUCUCCCUGACCUGGCCCGCCCUCCGAGACGCUUUUACGCCGACGGGAGCAUUCUGCUGGUAUGCGGCCUGGAAUGUUUUCGGCUGGGUCUUUUCCUACUUCCUAUUGCCUGAGACGAAGAACCUCACGCUUGAAGAACUCGACAAUGUCUUUAAUGUGGGGAACAGGGAACAUUCCAAGUACUACACGCAAAAGCUGCCCUGGUAUAUGAAUAAGCAUAUUUUGCGACGCGAUGUCGAGCCUUUUGAGCCGUUGUAUCAGUUUGCAGACCCCGAGGCGGAGAGUGAGCGGCGUGCGAGUAUGGUGAGGCGGAGUAGCGUCACUAAGAGUUUGAAGAACUAGGGAACGAACGGACGUGUUUGGGCGGCAGAGCGUGGCUAUUAAACCGUUCUAUUGAGGCUUUGAGAUUUAGAUAUGGCUAUACCUGUUUUCUUCAACGCGACGAAACGCGCACGAUGAAACGAAGAAGUCGCCUGACGCGCAACGAGGCCGUUUUGUCCAGCAGACUCUUGGUCCCCUCUAAAUCGUCAUAUCGCAUCAAAAAAACGGAGCUCUGUCCAAG